Molecule: messenger RNA, 2945 nt
Organism: Melanotaenia boesemani (Boeseman's rainbowfish)
Lineage: Eukaryota; Metazoa; Chordata; Actinopteri; Atheriniformes; Melanotaeniidae
Product: armadillo-like helical domain-containing protein 4
Exons: 8
Coding region: 436-2208 (590 amino acids)
Source: RefSeq, a predicted model, not a curated record
UGUGCUUAGUGGACAAGGCAAACUGUUUCAGAGGAGCAACCAACCUUUAUGUUGAGGUGAAGCAAGUGUCCAUUCAGCACCACCAGCCGCACAGAUGCAGGUGGUGGCCACGAAGGAUGACCAAAAGAGGAGGAUGCCUGUGCUUGAAAAGAACCGACGACUUAUUAAUUAUAACGUCUCUCAAGUUUGAAGCAUUUGGUGGCAGCACUCUAGAAGCAGGUGGGCGCAUGUACAGGAGACCGACUUUCAGUCAGUGACGCCGAACUGCACAAGCUCUCUUACAGCCUUAUUUACACGCUAGACUACCGUGAAUUUCGCAAAUAUUCAUGCGAUUUCCACGUUUUAAUUUUUUUGCGCACCACAAGAGAAGCUUCGCGUCUGCACGCAAAGAAAUCCGUCAUGAACUCUAAAAGCAGGCACUGAGACAAGACAGAGAUGCCGAUGUCCUGGAUGCUCCGCCACCUCUUCCUGGCUUGGACCUGUCUCUAUGUCUGUGGAGCUCCUGUUCUUCUGCCAAACUUCAAUCGCACGCAAGACAGCUCAGUAACAACUCCUGGGUCAACACACAACACAGACAUAGAGUCUGUACCCCCAGAUAAGGAGCAUGUUAUUGGCUUCUUAGUGAAUGUAGGUGCAGGAGGAGGGACUGGCCCACAUGGAGGACCUGAGGGGACAGAUUCAGUGACGCACACAGAAAAUGAGGACAGCCUUGAUGGAAGAUAUGGACUGAACGAGUCGGGUGGAGAGGCAUGGAGCCAAAGGAGCAAGGUUAAGAAGACUGAGAGCACGUCUGAGAUGAGAGAUCCAGAAAAUGAGGACAUAUCAGUUGACUACGAGCCUUUAAGUCCUACAGGUGGAAAAGAACAGCUGGACGUUGAUAUGAGUACCUCUAAAUGGACAGCAGAGAGAUUACUGGCCUCCACUACAUCACCACUACAGCUGGAUGCAUCAUAUAACCAAAACAGCAGACCAAGUGAAAUGGACAGGACCAAAUCACAGAUUUUUUAUUCCAUCCAGGAUGAAAUCCAAGAAAAAAGCUUGCAAUCUUCCACAGAGCCUCCAAAUCCCUACACUUCCCUCUGGACCCAGAAACUGACCUCGGACAGUGCCAUCCCUCCCUUUAUGUUUCUCACCUCUCGGACCUCCACACCUUUGACAAUUUGGGGCCACAAUGUAGCCACUAAAUCAUCUCUUACAGAUCCUGUUUUACCUGAAAUUGGUCCAAACUCGAUGCCUAGAGAUGAUGGCUUGGAAAGCCUUUGGACAGAAGCAACAAAGCCUGCUGAAGACACAGCAGUCCCGCUGUCUCAAGACGAAGCUACAGACGCCACCAUGUCAUCAGAGGCUCUCCCUCUCAUCUUUGAGCCUUUUGAGGAUGUCACAGUAGACGGGGCAGCAGCCGCCCAUGUGCCAGGCAGCCCUCAGCCUCCUGGUGCCAUGGUGACUAGAGGGCUGUCUCUAUCAGAGGUGGAUCUUGACCAGCUGGUCACAGUGGAGACUGACAGCGAUGGUCCCUCACGCGACCCAUCCGUCCUUCUGCCAGACUGGACGUCACCUUGGCAGACAUCUGGCGCAGAGCUUCUGGAGCCAGUCAUCGCCUCAGGUCCGUCUGUUUCACAGCGGCAAGCCGAAACACAGAAAGAUGUUGUGAGGACCUCAAGCUUUAGAGAGAACAUGCCCUCAACUGGGCCCUCCCUAUCAUCCCUCCAGUAUGCUAUGACAACAGUAACCAUGGCAACUCAUCAGCUUCCACACAAAUCCAGAUUUGGGUUGGAGGAGAUGGAGUCUGAGGAGGAGGCAGACGAGGAUGAGGAUGAUGAGAACUCUGAGGAAUCAUUGGAGGAAGAGAGUGAGGAAGACCUAACAGGAGCACCUAAAACAUGCUCAACACAGCCAACGUAUAGUCUAAUCCCUCCACCUCCUGUCUGGGUUCAACGCAACCAGGGACUGAUGCGUAGCUGGGUAGAGCUGAUCAGAGAAAAGGCUGGCUAUGUGUCUGGGAUGUUGGCCCCUGUAGGUAUCGGCAUCACAGGGGCCCUGCUGAUUGUUGGCGCCCUCUACAGCAUCAGGAUGCUUCAUCGCAAAAGGAGAAACAGCUUCAAACACCAGAGAAGGAAAGUCAGACAGCCGGAGCAACCUCGUGAGCCCGGCACCAGCCGCCAAGAUCAAGCCAUGCUCCUGGCUGACAGCUCAGAGGAUGAAUUCUGAGUUCGACUUUCUUGGGCCCUCGACGGACCCUCCAGUGAAAAACGGCUGGCAAACAACCCCAUUGCUAUGACAACCACAUCUCUAAACACCCUAACGUGCUAGGGUAUGACUCAUCUGAUCCACAGAAUAUUACUGAGUAGAGGGCACAGUUUGCACAGGCUGCACACAGGUCAGCUUUAUACCCCCUGUCUCUUUGAGGACAAAUGUGAGCACUUUUCUAAAUGCUGUCAGGUGAUGUUAGCUCAGUAUGUUUGUGGAGCGGAAAGAGGAUAUGAGGGACAAAAGGUGUUUUGUAAAGUCAUAAUUCUAAGUGAGAUUUUGUCUGUCUGUAUUAAAAAAAUAGUCUUCAUUAGUACAAAGAGACAAGCCUUAUGCAUUGUCUGACUGGAGAUGAUGGUACCAGAAUUGCUUAGAUACAUCAGCAUGGCCUUUAUGGAGAUCUUUGGAUGUUGUAUGAUCACUGAAAAAGACAAUUUAGGAAAACCUCUUGCAGCCUGCAGCAAAAUUAGUAAUUUAGCCACAAUAGACUAUUCAUUAAAUCAGUAAUCUGGAAUUGAAGAAGUUGAGAUAAGCCUGAUUGAGAGCAAUAUGACGUGUCUCGAGUGCUGCUGCAAGAGUCCAGACCUGAAUAACAACCAGAAUCUGAAAUCCCAAAAUGAUGGGCAUACCAGCCACUUGGAAAACUCUUAGCAUGUAUGCAAAAUAAGAUUGGUCCAAAAUAUCCCAGUGAUCAUGGU